Molecule: messenger RNA, 2345 nt
Organism: Xenopus laevis (African clawed frog)
Lineage: Eukaryota; Metazoa; Chordata; Amphibia; Anura; Pipidae
Gene: fzd5.S
Product: frizzled class receptor 5 S homeolog
Biological process (GO): canonical Wnt signaling pathway; system development; animal gross anatomical part developmental process
Cellular component (GO): plasma membrane; membrane; Golgi membrane
Molecular function (GO): Wnt-protein binding; Wnt receptor activity; transmembrane signaling receptor activity
Source: RefSeq, marked provisional
CCCGCUGCUGCCUCAGAAGGGCCCCCGGAGCUGAGUAUGGAGUGGGCUGAUGGUUGUGUUUGGCUACAAAAUGGGAAGAAUAAUAAUCGUACGGAACGUGAGCUGUGUCUCCAGCCUGGAUCUGCCUUAACGGGAUAUCAAUGAGAGACCCUGCGUCCCCGCAUCACAUCAUGGGCAGCUUCAGAUCCGGCGUCUUUGCACUAUCGUUUGUCGUUCUGCUUCUGGACUAUUUUGCACCUGCACAAGCAGCGUCCAAAGCAAUCGUCUGCCAAGAGAUAACGGUGCCCAUGUGCAAGGGCAUCGGCUACAAUCACACCUACAUGCCAAACCAGUUUAAUCACGACACGCAAGAUGAAGCAGGAAUGGAAGUGCACCAGUUUUGGCCUUUGGUUGUGAUCCAGUGUUCACUUGAUUUAAAGUUUUUCCUGUGUAGCAUGUAUACACCUAUCUGCCUGCCCGACUAUAGGAAGCCUCUCCCUCCCUGCAGAUCGGUGUGUGAGAGAGCUAAAGCCGGAUGUUCUCCUCUCAUGAGAAAGUAUGGAUUUGCUUGGCCGGAGAGAAUGAACUGUGACCGAUUGCCAGAGCAUGGUGACCCGGAUACACUCUGCAUGUACUAUAACUGGACUGAGACCACCACCACUCUGCCACCCACACACCCGCCAAAAGUAAAAACACCUACUAGUGACUGUGAUGGCGUCUGCAAAUGCAGGGAACCUUUUGUGUCCAUAACUAGAGAAUCCCACCCGCUCUACAACAGAAUCAAAACCGGGCAGGUACCUAACUGUGCUAUGCCAUGUUUCCAGCCCUACUUCACGCAGGAUGAAAAGAUGUUUGUGACUUUCUGGAUUGGGCUGUGGUCCAUUUUGUGUUUCAUCUCAACCUUUACUACAGUGGCCACUUUUCUGAUUGACAUGGAGCGUUUUAGGUACCCAGAGCGUCCGAUUAUUUUCUUAUCAGCUUGCUAUCUGUUUGUGUCCAUUGGCUACGUUGUCAGACUUAUAGUGGGCCAUGAAAACGUGGCCUGCAACAAAGAUCACAUUCACUAUGAGACCACAGGACCUGCUCUGUGCACAAUUGUCUUUUUACUGAUCUAUUUUUUUGGAAUGGCCAGCUCUAUCUGGUGGGUAAUCUUAACAUUCACGUGGUUCUUGGCUGCGGGCAUGAAGUGGGGAAACGAGGCCAUCGCUAGCUAUUCUCAGUAUUUUCACAUGGCUGCUUGGUUGAUACCCAGUGUUAAAUCCAUAGCUGUCCUAGCUUUAAGCUCAGUUGAUGGAGACCCAGUGGCUGGGAUCUGCUACGUUGGAAACCAAAACCUUGACAACCUUCGUGGUUUUGUGCUGGCUCCUUUAGUGGUGUAUCUUUUUUCUGGCACCAUGUUUCUCCUAGCUGGAUUUGUCUCUCUCUUCAGAAUCAGGAGUGUUAUAAAACAAGGUGGCACCAAAACAGACAAACUGGAAAAACUGAUGAUCAGGAUAGGUAUCUUUUCUGUACUUUAUACCGUGCCAGCUACCAUUGUCGUUGCUUGUUAUAUAUAUGAGCAGCAUUAUAGAGAACAUUGGGAAAAGACCCACAACUGCUCCUGUCCAGGGGAUAAACAGAGGUACAGGCCUGAUUAUGCAGUCUUUAUGCUCAAAUACUUGAUGUGCCUAGUGGUUGGAAUAACCUCAGGUGUAUGGAUAUGGUCUGGAAAAACUCUGGAAUCCUGGAAAAGGUUCACAGGUAGAUGUUGUAGGAACAGCAAACCCAUUAAUGCCUCGGCGUACAGUGAGGCCAGCAGAGCUCUAACACCAAGGACUGGCUUGUCAAACUUAACUUUGCCCCACAAGCAAGUGCCACUGUCCCACGUGUAAAUGUUCUCUAUUUACUUACCAACUCAGACACCGUGAAAACAUCUCUUGUGCUUUCUGAUUGUUUAUUUGCAGCCACUGCUGUUCUCUGUGUGGUUUAACACAUUCACAUGUAGAAUGGGGUAACAUAUUAGCACAUAUGGAAGAUUCUACCAUUGAAAUUCCUUAUUUCUGUAAGUCUUUAUUGGACAAGAGGCUUGCAAUCGUGUUGCCAGCCUCUCAUAGUGGUGGUCUAAUGCACAUUCAUGGGAGGGAAUAUGGACAACCCAACAAUCCUGAUAUCUUGUUUAUCAAGACGACAGGUUUAAUCCAAUCCAAUUGACCAUUUACAUUUAGAAUGUAAAUAUUUAACAUUUUAAAAUUCUGUUUCAGAAUAUGCUGUAUAUGUAUUAAUGCCAGUUUGCUAUGGCAGUUUAAUGUAUCAGGGUGUAUGGCUACUGUAUGAUUUUGAAUGGGGAAAUACAUUUUUUAUGACAUUAAAUGUUUCAAAAAUGUACA